AUGUCGAGCAUUCCGGGCCGCACGCGUACUGACGGCCAAGAGGGGUCACAGGAGGGGUCGAAGGAGUCUGGAGGGAUUGAUAUCCCUCGAGUUGUGUGCUUGGGCGUAUAGUCAGGGACGCGGGCGUACACUUAGGGACGCCAGAUUGAAACGGGGGUAAUGCAGCGUUGGUGUUUCCAUGUCGUGUGUCGGCAGCAACGCGGCAGUUUGAAUGCGCAGGCACACAGUCAGGGACGCCAGAGGAACAAUUUAUUUGUUCGAAAACAGCGGAACGGAAGUGUCAUCAAUGCAAGUCGCGUGGGGAGGUAUCGCGUGCAUUCAUAUUUGAGUUGGAACAUGACUAUAAUAGGUGUUUGACUGCUGAAAGACGUGCCACGUAGUGCGAGUGACCAGAGGUCGAGAAAGUGGUUUCGGUCGUA
Messenger RNA from Ectocarpus siliculosus, 419 nucleotides. NCBI's taxonomy places the organism in Eukaryota, Phaeophyceae, Ectocarpales, Ectocarpaceae. The record is from the annotation of a GenBank genome assembly.